Messenger RNA from Trypanosoma theileri, 345 nucleotides. RefSeq lists its product as uncharacterized. Bases 1 to 345 code for a protein of 114 amino acids. NCBI's taxonomy places the organism in Eukaryota, Euglenozoa, Kinetoplastea, Trypanosomatida, Trypanosomatidae. The transcript has a single exon. The record is from RefSeq and is a predicted model, not a curated record.
AUGCAACCUCAGGCACCUCCCAUGACUUCAUUUGAGCAGAAUGCCACUCAGGCAUUUCAACUCAUGGGAUCUAUUCGCAUGCAAUCAGCGUUAUUACAUCGCGGCACUACUUUCUGCUUUGAUCGCUGUUUGGAUACGGAGGAAUUGUAUACAUUACUGCGGACUACACAGGCGCCUAUUCGUUAUCGUCUAAAUGCCGAUCUUGAAGAGAAGAAGUGUACCACAAACUGCGGUGCCAAGUGGGAUGAAUUAUACCGACUAACAACUAUGCGUGUGAAUGAGGAUGAGACACGUAAAGUGCAGAUGGAGGCGAUGGCAUCUAUGAUGGAAGCUAUGCAACGGUAA